Molecule: messenger RNA, 581 nt
Organism: Moneuplotes crassus
Lineage: Eukaryota; Ciliophora; Spirotrichea; Euplotida; Euplotidae
Source: the annotation of a GenBank genome assembly
UUUUCAAUAACCCUUGCUAGUCACACAUGGUUUGAUUUAGGACGACCACAUGGCCUCAAUUCAUUCUCAUCUCCAAAUAACUCAACCCUAAUUUCCCCUUUCGCUCAUAUGUGGAUCGUUUGAGAACAUUUAAAAGAAGAACUAGGUUAUAGAAUAAAAUUAUUUGAAUGGAGCCAGCUGAUUUCUUGCCUACAGUAAACGUCAUUAUCUUGCUUCAUGAAUAAUGAAUCUAUCAUGAAAGGCUCAUUCUCAGAGAAACAAAAUUAAAGUUUUAGCCAAUUUUCUAUUAAGCGUUCUUUUGGAAUUUUCCUCUUUGCGAUAUAAGUCAAAGCUAAGAGUUUCUGAAUUAUGAAGAGUAGAUAGGUUACAAGAGCAUUUCUCUCUAAUAUUUUUGGAACUUCAUGGCUGAUAUUAUCCAAAUCAGGACUUUAAUAGUUAUAUUUCAGCGAUGAAAUCAAGGAUAUAUUUAAUAUGCAAUGUUCAAAGAUGUCUACUAACCAAGGUAACAUCAGCAAGGUGUUAGAAAUACUACGUUUGCCUUCAAAUCUUUAAGACUGGGAAAAUAAGUUGAAGCAUAUUGU